This is a messenger RNA of Leopardus geoffroyi (Geoffroy's cat), 2820 nucleotides long. It is a transcript of the gene ENGASE, whose product is annotated as endo-beta-N-acetylglucosaminidase. Gene Ontology annotation, biological process: protein deglycosylation. The record is from RefSeq and is a predicted model, not a curated record. The transcript has 14 exons. The coding region runs from base 932 to 2791 and encodes 619 amino acids. Gene Ontology annotation, molecular function: mannosyl-glycoprotein endo-beta-N-acetylglucosaminidase activity. NCBI's taxonomy places the organism in Eukaryota, Metazoa, Chordata, Mammalia, Carnivora, Felidae. Gene Ontology annotation, cellular component: cytoplasm.
AAGCUUGUGUGUCCUCGCCCUCGCCCACCGCCGUCGGCCGUGGGUCCUCGCGGAGGAGGCCGGCUGGUGUCAUUCGUACCCUUGCCGGACAGGAAGGGGGUGGUGCCUGGAGCGGGGAUAUCUGCACCGAGUCUUUAGGGAGCAGGUGGCGAAUGGGAAGAAGGGUGUUCCAGACGAGGGAACGGAGUGGGCAAAGGCUGAGGCACGGAAGGGAUGGACGUGCCCUUCGGCGCCCAUGCUUGGUUCUUUGUUGGGACCUUUGCUCACCUGGGGGGACGUUAGGAGCACCCCUCUAUGGCCUUCUUGGAAACAGCAUCCCUAGCUUCGUGUUAAACCCGAAAGGAGACCAGGGGUGUUUCAGACGGAACAGGGAUGGAGUGCAAGCGGCUGCCCGCUGGUGGGGACGCUUUUGCUCUUGCAUAGGAAUGUUGAGAUGGCUCACGCUCUGGUUCAGACCAACAGGUGUUCUGACAGUUGCUGGAGUGGGGGUAUUGGGGGAGACAAGCUGAAGGACCGAGAAAUCAUCAAGACAGAGGGAAGAGCACAGCCAUAGGACGAAAUUCGCAAGGGAGCACUUCCCAAGCACUUAGCGCAUCCACUUUAAUGAGACUUGAAUGUCUCAUCCCAUCCACUCGCCUGGCAGGUCUCAGGGUCUCCUAAGAAAGUCACAAAGAAGAGGCCAUGGAUGUUGAAUCGGGGAGGAACAAGAAGAAGCAGUCUUUCGUGAAGUGGUCAGUUUUACCCGGGAUCCUCUGCCAGAUAUUAUGACAAGGACACCACCAAACCCAUCAGCUUUUACUUACCUUCGCUGGAGGAACUCUUGGCGUGGACGCCCGAUGCGGAGGACAGCUUUAAUGUGGCCCUGGAACCCCUCAAGUGUCGGCAGCCCCCUCUGAGCAGCCAGAGGCCCCGGACAUUGUUGUGCCAUGACAUGAUGGGCGGAUACCUGGAUGACAAGUUCAUUCAGGGCUCGGCGGCGCAAAAUCCCUAUUGCUUCUACCACUGGCAGUGUAUUGACAUCUUUGUGUACUUCAGCCAUCACCUGGUGACCAUCCCCCCCGUGGGCUGGACCAACGCUGCCCACAGGCACGGGGUCUGUGUGCUGGGGACUUUCAUCGCCGAGUGGAAAGAAGGUGGGCGGCUCUGUGAAGCCUUUCUGGCCGGGGACGAGCGCUCCUACCAGGCGGUGGCCGAUCAGCUCGUCCUGAUCGCCCAGUUUUUCCGUUUUGAUGGCUGGCUCAUCAACAUCGAGAGCUCUCUGAGUCUGGCCGCGGUGGGGAACGUGCCCCCUUUCCUCCGGUACCUGAGCACGCAGCUCUGUCGGCAGGUCCCGGGGGGCCUGGUGCUCUGGUACGACAGCGUGGUGAGCAGCGGGCAGGUCAAGUGGCAGAACGAGCUCAAUGAGCAGAACCGGAUCUUCUUCGACUCCUGCCACGGCUUCUUCACUAACUACAACUGGCGGGAGGAGCAUCUGGACAGAAUGGUAGCGCAGGCCGGCGAGCGCCGGGCCGACGUGUACGUGGGAGUGGACGUGUUCGCCCGGGGCAACGUCGUCGGGGGCCAGUUCGACACCCACAAGUCGCUGGAGCUGAUCCGGAAGCACGGAUUCUCGGCCGCUCUCUUUGCCCCUGGCUGGGUGUACGAGUGUUUGGAGAAGAGGGAUUUCUUCCAGAACCAGGACAAGUUCUGGGGCUUGCUGGGACGCUACCUGCCCCCACACAGCAUCUGCUCUCUGCCCUUUGUCACUUCUUUCUGCCUGGGCAUGGGGACUCGAAGAGUGUGCUACGGCCAGGAGGAGGCGGUGGGGCCCUGGUACCACCCGAGCGCCCAGGAAAUCCAGCCCCUGUUUGCAGAGCACAGGCCGGAAGGGGACGGGCAGGGCUGGGUGAAGACGCACUGCUGCCUGGCAGACGCCUGGAACGGGGGCAGCUCCCUGCUCAUCCGCGGGGUGAUCCCGCCCGAGGUCGGGCACGUGGCUGUGAGGCUGUUCUCCCUGCACGUCCCGGUGCCCCCCAAAAUUUUCCUGUCCAUGGUGUAUAAGCUUGAAGGGCCUUCGGAUGUUGGGGUGGCGUUGGAGCUCACCACCGGGGAUGCGGGCAGCUGUCACGUCGGUGGCAUCUCGACAUUGAGUGCAGAAGCGAGCUCCAGGCACAGCCCCCGCCCCCUCCGGGUGCCCCCCACCAAGCUGGCCAGAUGGGUGGGCCACUGCGGCCAGCAGCUCAGCGGGGGCUGGGUCCAGCGCUGCUACGAGGUGAACCUUCGGGGCUGCGUCCUGCAGGACCUCUGGGUCAGCUUCUCGCGGCCUCCCGGCAGCCGGGAGCAGGAGGCCUUUGUCUGCCGCCUGGGAGAGCUCCAGGUGGUGGAUGCCAACAGCCUGCUCAGCCCUCUGCCCCGGGUGCAGGCCGUCAGUGUCUCCCGGGUGCGCUGGCAGCGGGCCGCCCCCGAGGAGGAGGAGGAGGAGGAGGAGGAGGAGGAGCGCCCGGCUCGGCUCCAGCUCAGCUGUGCUCUGCACUGGUCCUACCCUCUGUCUCACGUCCGAUGCUUCCGCAUCCACUGCUGCAGAGCAACCGGCUCUCCUGCGGAGGGGCCCCCGGGGCCGGAGAAGCCCGCACUCCUGGGCCUGGCGUUUGUCAACCAGUAUCGCGUAGUGGACCUGGCGGUGGCAGCCGCGGGGCCAGGCAUGGACGGCCGCGUGGAGUUCCUGGUGGAGCCCGUCCCCAGGGAGGGAUUUCUGGUGCCGAAGGCCGAGUGGGGCCGGGCGGCCCUGCUCUACUCCGGGCCCCACACGUGAGCGAGCAUUAAAGCACAGACCUUCCCGGC